Molecule: messenger RNA, 468 nt
Organism: Phytophthora nicotianae INRA-310
Lineage: Eukaryota; Oomycota; Peronosporomycetes; Peronosporales; Peronosporaceae
Exons: 4
Coding region: 1-468 (155 amino acids)
Source: RefSeq, a predicted model, not a curated record
AUGUCCAUCCUGUCGGCAUUUGCUUUGCCCUUUGCAGUCAAAAUCCGUGACCGCCGUGGUCAAUACGCCGCGAAAAGUGGUGCCAACCUUAUCACCACUACAACUGCCUACACAAAAACAUUUCAUGUCCGCGAAUAUCUCCUGUGGGUCACAUUCGCAAACCUCCUGCGUGACCACAUUCGCAAAGUGGCGGCCUCCACCGACACUGCCAGCGUCAUUGCCAUUAUCAGCACGAUCGAGAUCUUAAUGGCAAACACACCCAAGAAGCGUAUCGUUAUUAGCACGUCCGUGAAUAGAAUCUGCGUGGCCAUCAGGAGCUCAAACCACCGAAACGAGCAGCACCACCACCAACACAACAACGAAAAGCGAAAAGACAACACUGUCGGUGGAGGCCGCCACUUUGCGAAUGUGGUCACGCAGGAGCUAUUCGCGGACGUGGCGGCCUCCUUCAGUCCAAAGAAUCAAUAG